Penicillium salamii is the source of this 1962-nucleotide messenger RNA. The record is from the annotation of a GenBank genome assembly. NCBI's taxonomy places the organism in Eukaryota, Fungi, Ascomycota, Eurotiomycetes, Eurotiales, Aspergillaceae.
AUGAUUGCUAAGAUGAGAUACAGAAUACUUCCCAAGAAAGGGAAAAAGGCUUGCACUCAAUGUCGACAACAGAAGUCAAAAUGCGACGUUUGGAGAGAUGAGACGGUGCCCUGUUCCCGUUGCAAGAAACACGGCUAUGAAUGCACCAUCGAUGAUGCCUUCACAAGAGAGCAUAAACGACGACGACUGAAUGAGCUGGAAAAGGAGAAGGAGCAAUUGCGCCAACAACUACAGAUCUCUCGGCAUAGGCCCACGAAUCAUCCAGCAAUUGCUCCUGUACUGCCAGCGGCUAGGAUGGGAGUACCAAUAGGACCGACUUCCAGGGCUGGGUCCGAUGCUUCACAAAGCUUAGCCCCUCGUCCCGAUCACCCUCUAGCACUUGCAGAUUCGUCAACCAGUGAAAUGGCGCAGGGGAAUAGUCCGACAAGCUCACGAUCCCUCAAGGGCGUGAAAGUGACCGGAGAGGAGAUCGACGAUAUGUAUCAAAUAUUCUUCCGUCACUAUGCCUCAUUUGUUCCAAUUCUCGAUCCCCAAGUCAAGCCAGACGUUUACUAUGCGCAGUCACCAUUCCUUUUUUGGGCCGUUAUAGGUGUUUGCAGUCGGUCAUAUCCCCGCAACCCGACCCUGCAAACGGCAUUGGCCCAGGAGAUCACAGAAAUGGCGUUCUUGUCAGUUCUGUCCACUUGUUCGCCAUGGUAUACGAUUCAAGGCCUGUUGCUAUUGUUAACCUGGCCAUUCCCGAAAGAAAAUCGACCCGAUGUCACAUUUCCUUUGAGUGGGAUGUUGCUACACGUGGCAAUGCAGAACGGGUUUCAUAUUCCCAUGUCGAGUCACGAAUUCUCCAGAGUGAAGAUUCCAGCGCCAUCGGAACUAGACAUGAUUCGUCGGUCAGAACUCUGGGCUCACUGUGUCCUGGUAUACCAACGGUCUUGUGCAAUAAAGGGCCAAUCUCCACGCAAUCUGGUUAGUUUAGCGCAGGACCCAAUCCAACGCCAGAUGCUGUUCAACAUAAUUGCUCCCGAACUAGCCCAAAAGCUUCGGUGCCAAGAGCUGGUUGGGAGCUGCAGUGAGGCGGUCCUUGAGAACGGGGUGCGUGCCAUGUCUUUGGAACAAGAAGUAUCCCUGGACGGACUGUUGCGAGUGUAUGAAAAUCAGGUGGAUGAAAUUGAGUCGCAGGCGAUCGCAGAUGACGAGAGGUACCAUCUUCUUCUUUGCAGGAUGGCAAUACAGGGGUUUCAUUUAUACAAAAUGCGAACCACAGUCUCCAGUGGGUGUCUGCCACGUCUCAUCACAACGGCUUGCAACUUGAUCGAUUACAUUCAGGCAAUGGCAGACAAGAUGGGGUUCCUUUCUAUGUCACCCGUGCAAGUGGGAUUUGGCCUACUCCUUGCCUCGAUGACACUUUUGCGUAUACUCAAAAGCAACAUUGACGCGAUUUCACUAGAUCUCAACCGCGCCCGAGCCUCAUUCUUCACAGCCAUCAACCUUGCGAAGCAGAUGUCCACCGACAGAACGGAUACAGCGGCGAAAACAAUCACGGUGCUGAACCAACUCUGGAAUAGCAGCAAAGCAUUUCGCAAGGCCGAUGGUUCUGAAUAUACCGCCCUUCGCAUCCGGAGUCGCUUGAUCCUAAGUCAGAUCUUGGACGCUGUCUGGUGGUGGCGGGAUGAGUUUGACCCUCACACUCGUGCCAUAGUCCGCGGCAACGAAGCCAUGGAAGUCGGCGACAUUUCCAGAACUGCUACUCGCUCUGGUGGAAAUGCCGGAUCUUCCAUCGGAGGAAGCGAUCCAACCAGGGAGCCUUUGGGCAGCGUAUUUUACAACAUGGGCCCACCUCCACAGGAGGAAUUCAUGAUGGAUGAGGAUUUCUUUGCUAAAUUCGAAUGGGCGAUAAGCGAAGAAGAAUUUCUCUCGCUGGGCGCUUUUCCUGCGAACUGGGCAUCUAGCAACAACAUAACUUGA